ACGCUGAUCAACACAGCGAGUUGACAUAGUUGAGUGUUUCAAAGAUGGAGAAACUCGCCUCUUUGGGCAAGAAAGCGACGACGUCAGACGCGGAAGACCCCAUCCGAAGCUUCGAGAAAUGGAAAAAGAAGUACAACAUCACCAAGACUCGCGUGAAGCAGGAGCGUCAGGGCAGGAAGAAGCCUGAGUGGCAGGUGGAGCGGGAGAAGAUCGCCAGGCUGGUCGGCAGCUACAGCGACAUCAACACCAAAGACGCCAUUAAGUUCUCCGACUUCCCCAUCUCCAAGAACACCUUGCUGGGCCUGCAGCAGUGUCAGUACAGGCUGCCCACGGAGAUCCAGCGGCAGACCAUCGGCCUGGCCCUGCGGGGUAAGGACGUCCUCGGCGCCGCCAAGACGGGCUCAGGAAAGACGCUGGCCUUCUUGAUCCCCGUGUUGGAGUGUCUGUACCGCCAGCAGUGGAGCUCCCCGGACGGCCUGGGCGCCCUCAUCAUCUCCCCCACCAGGGAGCUGGCCUACCAGACCUUCGAGGUGCUCCGCAGGGUGGGGAAGAACCACGACUUCUCCGCAGGGCUGGUCAUCGGCGGGAAGGAGCUGAAGGCCGAGUCGGAGAAGAUCCACCGCACCAAUGUGGUCAUCUGCACCCCGGGGCGGCUGCUCCAGCACAUGGACGAGACGGCCGCCUUCCACGCCUCCAACCUGCAGGUGCUGGUGCUGGACGAGGCCGACCGCAUCCUGGACAUGGGCUUCGCCGACACGCUCAACGCCAUCGUGGAGAACCUCCCUCGCGCGCGCCAGACGCUGCUCUUCUCCGCCACGCAGACCAAGUCCGUCAAGGACCUGGCGCGGCUCAGCCUGAAGGACCCGGCGUACGUGUGGGUCCACGAGAAGGCCCGCUUCAGCACGCCGGCCACCCUGGAGCAGAGCUACGUGGCGUGCGAGCUCCACGCCAAAGUCAACAUGCUCUUCUCCUUCGUCCGGAGCCACCUGAGGAAGAAGAUCAUCGUCUUCUUCGCCUGCUGCAAGGAGGUGCAGUACCUCUUCCGGGUCUUCUGCCGCCUCAGACCGGGCCUGCCGGUCCUGGCCCUCCACGGCAAGCAGCAGCAGAUGAAGCGGGUGGAGGUCUACCAGGACUUCCUGCGCAAGAGCAACGCCGUGCUGUUCGCCACCGACGUCGCCGCGCGAGGCCUGGACUUCCCCGCCGUCAACUGGGUGCUGCAGUACGACUGUCCCGAGGACGCCGACACCUACAUCCACAGGGUGGGACGCACCGCCAGGUACAAGGAGGGCGGGGAGGCGCUGCUGCUCCUCCUCCCCUCGGAGGAGGAGGGCAUGCUGGAACAGCUCCGGAAGAAGAAGGUGCCCAUCAACAAGAUCCAGGUGAACCCGGAGAAGAUUCAGGACAUCCAGCAGAAGCUGCAGGCCUUCCUGGCGCAGGAGAAGGAGCAGAAGGAGCGCGCCCAGCGGUGCUUCGUCUCCUACCUGCGCUCCGUCUUCCUGAUGCGGAACAAGGAGGUGUUUGACGUCUUCAAGCUGCGGCUCCGCGAGUACGCGCUCUCCCUCGGCCUGGCGGUGGCGCCGCGGGUGCGCUUCCUCAACAGAGCCCAGGCGCAGCGGGCGGGGAAGGCGCGGGAGGCGGAGUCUGAGGAGGAGGAGGAGGAGUUGCGCAGCUUCACAGCCCAGCUGAGAGGAGGAGAUGAUGAGGUUGAGGUUAAAACGCUCCUGGGUGAAGACAGUGAGGAGGAGGAUGACCUCAAAGACUUGGAUUUUCUGACUCUCAAAACCAAGGAUGUGUUCAGCCUGGAGGAGAACCAGGAGAGCGAGGAGUCCGACUGCGGCCCCGCUAAAAGCACCCAAAAGCUCUCAAAGUUCAAGCAGGCCAAGAAGGUCCUGAAGAGGAACUUCAAGGUGAACACCAAAGUGUCUUUCACAGAUGAAGGACAAGCCAGGCAGGUCUGGCCUCCGGUCCAGCGCCCGGCCGCCAGCCUGGAGCAGGAGGAGGACGAGGAGGAGGAGGAUGAAGAGGAGGUGUCCGGCAUCAGCUUGGAGAAAGCCAAGGAGCGUCUGAGGAGGGAGGACCGUGAGUUCGACAAGCCCGAGUACACCCGCAAGGUGAAGGCCAAACACCGCGAGAGGAAGCUGAAGGCCAAGGAGGCCAAGAAGAAGCCUGCGCCGACCUCUGGCAGCGAGGACGAGGAGGAUGAAGUCAUUGCGUACCUGGACCAUGACGGCCAGGACCAGUUCGACCCCAGCACCCUGCCGGACCCUGACCGACGCUCCUCGGACGAGGAGGAGGAUGAUGAUGAUGAUGAUGAUGAUAACGCUCGGCCCGCCAAACGGCGCCACAGCAGUGACAGCAGCAGUGAGGAAGAGGAGGAGCCCCCAGCUGCCAGGAGGAAGAAGGAGGACCAGCACGCCACGCUGGACACGGGACUGACUCUGGCCGAGGAUGAGGAGCUGGUCCUGCAGCUGCUGGCUGGGAGGAAGUGAAGUGGACUGACUCUGACCCCGCCCACAUCAUCAUCGUCAUAUGAAUCUGACCCCGCCCACGUGUACAUCAUCAUCAUUGUCAUAUGAAUCUGACCCCGCCCACGUGUACAUCAUCAUCAUUGUCAUAUGAAUCUGACCCCGCCCACGUGUACAUCAUCAUCGUCAUAUGAAUCUGACCCCGCCCACAUGUACAUCAUCAUCACUGUCAUAUGAAUCUGACCCCGCCCACGUGUACAUCAUCAUCACUGUCAUAUGAAUCUAACCCCGCCCACGGGUGCAUCACCAGAAUCUGAUCCAGCCCACAUGUACAUCAUCAUCAUUGUCAUAUGAAUCUGACCCCGCCCACAUGUACAUCAUCAUCAUUGUCAUAUGAAUCUGACCCCGCCCACAUGUACAUCAUCAUCACUGUCAUAUGAAUCUGACCCCGCCCACGUGUACAUCAUCAUCAUCACUGUCAU
This is a messenger RNA of Nerophis lumbriciformis (worm pipefish), 2947 nucleotides long. It is a transcript of the gene ddx10, whose product is annotated as DEAD (Asp-Glu-Ala-Asp) box polypeptide 10. NCBI's taxonomy places the organism in Eukaryota, Metazoa, Chordata, Actinopteri, Syngnathiformes, Syngnathidae. The record is from RefSeq and is a predicted model, not a curated record. Gene Ontology annotation, molecular function: RNA helicase activity; nucleic acid binding; ATP binding.